Messenger RNA from Caenorhabditis angaria, 9578 nucleotides. NCBI's taxonomy places the organism in Eukaryota, Metazoa, Nematoda, Chromadorea, Rhabditida, Rhabditidae. The record is from the annotation of a GenBank genome assembly.
AUGACAAGCUGGGCGGAUAUUCAAAAAUUAGCCGGAGAUCUGCAAAGAGUUCAGCUAUCUCAAAGUUCGAAAAAGUUAUCCGAAGCGAAUUGUGUGGAAGUUAUUAGUCGAUUGAUUCAGAAUUCAUUGAUUGAUGUUGUUUAUACCAGGGAUGGACAAAGUUAUGUGACGAAGAGGCAUUUGGAGACGGAGGUGAGGGGAAUUUUCAUGGUGUAAUCGCGGAGCAUCGUUUUAACCGAUUUUUGAAGCCAAAACUUCUAGAAAAAUCGAAAAUGCUGGAUUUUCUGAAUAAAAAUCUCAAGAAAAUAUUUUCCAUUUGAAAGUUGGUUGAAUUUCAGUAAAAAGUUGAAUUUUACAGGAUUUUUGAAGGUGUAACCGCGGAGCAUCGUUUAAAUUGAUUUUCUGCCUCAAAACUUUAGAAAAAUCGGAAAUUUUGUUUUCGACGUAUUUUAUUACAAAAUAUCAAUCGGCAUAGGUCCGUUUUGGCGCCAAAAAUCUGUUUAAACGAUGCUCCGCGAUUACAUCUUAAAAAACAUGAAAAUUUAUAGUUUUACUGAAAUUCAAUCAAUUUGGAGUUUGUAAAUAAUUUAAUCCUUAAAAUAUUUUUUUUGAGCUUUUUAUUCAAUUUUUUCCCAAACUUCAAAUUUUUCUGGAAAUAUGAGUUCAGAAAGCGACAAAAAUCAGUUCAAACGAUGCUCCGCAAUUACACAAGCAUAAGUAAAACAUUUUUGAAUUUCUAAUAGAAUUUUAAAUUUUCAUAAAUUUUUUUGAAGUUUCCUGGGCAUUAAAUAUUUUAUUUGAAUUUUUCCUAAAAUUCAACCAAUUUUUAUUUAGCUCUCUCUAAUGUGGUUGUAUUUCAGGGAAAAAUUAAAUUCAGUAAAAAUCUCAAUUGAACCAAUUUUUAUUUAGCUCUAAUUUAUUUCCCCUUCAUUUUCCAGGUCAAAAAUGAGUGCAUUGCUGCCGGCGGUCGUGCUCCUCUCACCGAAAUCGCAACUUCUCUCAACAUCGAUUUCGAUCACAUCGAAAGAACUGCCAGAAUCAUCAUCCAAGAUCCUGAUUUCACAUUAUCCAAUGCUGAACUCUUCUCAACGUAAGUUCAAAUAUUCAAAAAAAAAUAAAUAAAAAAAAUGAAUUAAAAAAAAACAUGAUUUUUACAGUGAAUACGUCCACCGUCUGCGCAAUGAGUUACGCGAACUUCUUGACGAAAACGGUUUUCAAACAACCGCCUCACUCUGUAAACAUUGGGAUUUAUCACCGGAAUUAUUGCAAUCCCUCCUUCUCGAUCAAAUCCGCCAAGAUUUUCAAGGAGUUUUGGAUGGCGAUACGAUUUACACGAAUUCCUAUUUGGAAUCAAGGAAAUUGAUUUUGAGAGCGGUUAUUGUAGCUAUAACAAAGUAUGGAUUUCUGUAGAGAAAACCAGUAUUUUUUAACCAUUUUUUUUGCAGAGUAACCCCAAUUUCCAACAUUCAAAAACGAGUUGGGCUAACUCACAAAAGAUUCUGGGUGGCUUUUGAUGAAUUACUGACUGCUGGAGAGAUUCCGGGACAUUUGGUUGGUUCGAGAACUUCACCAGCUUGUGUUUAUACACCGGGAAUGUAUGAGGUUUUGGUGAAAUCGUGUGUUUUGGGGCAAAUGAGACAAGAUGAAUAUUUGCGUGAGUUUUUUGGUUUUGAAAAAUUUGGCUGAAAGGGAUUUUUUGAGCUGAAAAUGGUGGAAAUUGACUUAAAACUACGAUUUCUGGUUCAAAAAACUCGAAUUUUCAUGUCUAGAACCCUAAAAAAAGACCUAAAAAUACCCUAAAAUCAUCUAGAACCCAAAAAAACACAAAAAUUGUUCAUUUGAGCGAAUUUUCUUGUUUUGUUUUGUGGAGCCUGUGUUUUUAAGCUGAAAAAUAAAACUGGAAACUAAAUUUCAUGAUUUUUUUCCAAAUUUUGGGUUUUUUUUAACCUUAAAUUACGAUUUCUGGUUCAAAAAACUCGAAUUUUUCAAAUUUUCAACCCCAAAAUCAUCUAGAACUCAAAAACAUACGUCGCAUAGCCUCAUUCCAAAUCUACCAGUGCAUACCCCUAAUUUUGAAAAUUUCUGGCAAAAGGGAUACCCCCUACCAUUUUUCCUUUUUUUUUAUUUGCAGUUGUUAAAAUUUGAUAAUCAUAAUUUUUGUUAAAAUUUGAGCUCAAAAUUGCUUCACUUCGACAAAAAUCUCAUUCUCAUCACUUUUGGGUCAAAUUUUGAUUAAAAAUUCCUAUUUGUCAAAAACAAAAAAAAUACGUUUCAAAAUUUUGAUAUAAUUUAUUAUCAAAUAUUUUUUUCAAUAUAAUCACUAUUCAUAAGAUAAAUCCAAGUGGAAGAGUUUUUAGUAGUCGCAUUGAUAUAUUUUAUUUUAAUUUUUUGAUGUUAUUUGUUUUGGUUUGUUUGCCCAAGUUUGAGGUGUCAAAAAACAAAAAAAAUACGUUUCAAAAUUUUGAUAUAAUUUAUUAUCAAAUAUUUUUUUCAAUACCACUUUCUUUAUUAAUAAGAUAAAUUCAAGUGGAAGAGUUUUUAGUAGUCGCAUUGAUAUAUUUUAUUUUAAUUUUUUGAUGUUAUUUGUUUUGGUUUGUUUGCCCAAGUUUGAGGUGUCAAAAAACAAAAAAAAAAUACGUUUCAAAAUUUUGAUAUAAUUUAUUAUCAAAUAUUUUUUUCAAUAUGUUCCUCAUUCAAUAAAUCUCAAAUUUUGAUUAAAAAUUUCUAUUUGUCAAAAAACAAAAAAAAUACGUUUCAAAAUUUUGAUCAUACGUCGCAUGCGUGGGGUAAUCGACCCGAGGAGGGGUUAUCACUCACCCCAGUUUUUGGAAGGGAAUGUCACUUGAGAAAACAUUUUGAAGAAUUUUUCUGAGUUUUGUACUCUAACACUUAUUGGGAGUGAUUAAAAUUUCCACGAAUUUUGAUUUCAAAAUGUUCAUCCAAAUUUUGAGAAUUUUGGUUUUGAAUCAAAACUUUUGAUCUAUUCUCGAAAUUACUAUUUCCUAUACAAAACAUUGAAAAAAAUUGAAAAUAAAUUAUAUCAAAAUUUUGAAACGUAUUUUUUUGUUUUAGAAAAAUUAGAGUUUUUGAAUCAAAAUUUGACUCAAAAGCGGUGAAAAUGAGAAUAUUUGCCGAAAUGAAGCUCAAAGUUUAUCAAAAAAUGUAGAUUGUCAAGUUUAUAUGCUGAAAAUGAAAAAGGAAAAGGGGGAGGGGUUAUCCCUUUUGCCAGAAAUUUUCAAAAAUAGGGGUGUGCACUGGUGGAUUUGAAACGAGGCUUUGCGACGUAUGAUUUUGAUAUAAUUUAUUAUCAAAUAUUUUUUUCAAUAUGACUCCUAUUCAAUAAAUCUCAAAUUUUGAUUAAAAAUUUCUAUUUGUCAAAAAACAAAAAAAAUACGUUUCAAAAUUUUGAUAUAAUUUAUUAUCAAAUAUUUUUUUCAAUACCACUUUCUUUAUUAAUAAGAUAAAUUCAAGUGGAAGAGUUUUUAGUAGUCGCAUUGAUAUAUUUUAUUUUAAUUUUUUGAUGUUAUUUGUUUUGGUUUGUUUGCCCAAGUUUGAGGUGUCAAAAAACAAAAAAAAAAUACGUUUCAAAAUUUUGAUAUAAUUUAUUAUCAAAUAUUUUUUUCAAUAUGUUCCUCAUUCAAUAAAUCUCAAAUUUUGAUUAAAAAUUUCUAUUUGUCAAAAAACAAAAAAAAUACGUUUCAAAAUUUUGAUAUAAUUUAUUAUCAAAUAUUUUUUUCAAUAUGUUCCUCAUUCAAUAAAUCUCAAAUUUUGAUUAAAAAUUUCUAUUUGUCAAAAAACAAAAAAAAAUACGUUUCAAAAUUUUGAUAUAAUUUAUUAUCAAAUAUUUUUUUCAAUAUGUUCCUCAUUCAAUAAAUCUCAAAUUUUGAUUAAAAAUUUCUAUUUGUCAAAAAACAAAAAAAAUACGUUUCAAAAUUUUGAUAUAAUUUAUUAUCAAAUAUUUUUUUCAAUAUGUUCCUCAUUCAAUAAAUCUCAAAUUUUGAUUAAAAAUUUCUAUUUGUCAAAAAACAAAAAAAAUACGUUUCAAAAUUUUGAUAUAAUUUAUUAUCAAAUAUUUUUUUCAAUAUGACUCCUAUUCAAUAAAUCUCAAAUUUUGAUUAAAAAUUUCUAUUUGUCAAAAAACAAAAAAAAUACGUUUCAAAAUUUUGAUAUAAUUUAUUAUCAAAUAUUUUUUUCAAUAUGACUCCUAUUCAAUAAAUCUCAAAUUUUGAUUAAAAAUUUCUAUUUGUCAAAAAACAAAAAAAAUACGUUUCAAAAUUUUGAUAUAAUUUAUUAUCAAAUAUUUUUUUCAAUAUGACUCCUAUUCAAUAAAUCUCAAAUUUUGAUUAAAAAUUUCUAUUUGUCAAAAAACAAAAAAAAUACGUUUCAAAAUUUUGAUAUAAUUUAUUAUCAAAUAUUUUUUUCAAUAUGACUCCUAUUCAAUAAAUCUCAAAUUUUGAUUAAAAAUUUCUAUUUGUCAAAAAACAAAAAAAAAAUACGUUUCAAAAUUUUGAUAUCAUUUAUUAUCAAAUAUUUUUUUCAAUGUCACUUUCAUUAUGCAUACCUGCAAUCAUCAUCAUUUAUUAUGUAUACCUGCAAAAAGCGAAGUUUGAAAGACUUUCGAGAUUCUCAAUGUUUAUACAUUUAACGUGUCCAUUUCAAAAUCCGAGGGUUUUUUCUUGAUCUUUGGGAUUUCGUAUUGAGAAUAAAUUAAAACCAAAAUUCUCAGAAUUUUGGAUGAAAAUUCUGAAAUUAUCGAUAGAUAGAGUACAAAAAUGAGAAAAUUUCUUCAAAAAGUUUUCUGAAUUGACAACCCCUCCUCGGGUCGAUUACCCCAUACAUGCAACGUAUGGGAGCCCGUGUUUUUGAUGUAAAAAAAAUGAAACUGGAAGUUAAAUUUCACCUUUUUUUCCAAAUUUUGGGUAUUUUUCACAUGAAAAUACGAUUUCUGGUUCAAAAAAACUCGAUUUUUUUCAUAUUUUCUAUCCUAAAAUCAUCUAGAAAUCAAAAAUUUCGAUUUCAAAAAGGUUUGGGGUUUUUUUUCACUAAAACAAUGUUUCGAAAUAUUCUUGGCACUAAAAUUGUUUGAUUUUUGGUUCAGAAAAUUUUUUUUUGGAUUUUUUUACUGAAACAUCCACGUGGCAUUGUAAAGUUUGAAUUUUGAGGCUAAAAAUAAAACUGGAAGUUGAAUUUCACUGUUUUUCCAGAUUUUGGGUAUUUUUGACCUGAAAAUAGUGAAAAAUACCCUAAAAUCAUCUAAAACUCAAAAUUUUGCAGAAAUCUCAACUCUCAAAAAAUUGGGAAUCGAUGGAAAACCUGCCCUAGAACAACUUAUUGGAAAAUCCGAAGUCUCAAAACUCAUAUCACUUCCAACAAUUUAUCUAAGCUCAUCUCUCCUCGAAACCUGCAAAACUGCAAUUCUAGAAGAGGUUGAGAAAACUGGAAUCGCUGAAAUUCGCCAAGCACUUCAAUCGCUCGGAAUUCCAUUGGAUAAUUCGGAUGAGGAUGCGAUUGGAGAGCAAAUUUCAGGAAAAAAUCUGAAUUUUUCCGAAGGUUUUGUAUUUGAAAAUCAGAUUUUGCAAGAGGCAAUUAAAGCGAUUUCGGGAGAAAUUGAAAAAAAAGCGCAUGAAGAAGUUGAUCGAUUGGAAAAGGAGAAAAAAGGAGGCAAAAAAGAGAUAAAAGGAGAGGAUGAUUGGGGAGAAAAAAAAGGAGGAAAAAAAGGAAAAGCUGGAGGAAAAGCUGCGAAAGGAACACCUCCACCUUCAAGUUCCGCUACAAUUUCUGAAGAAGAACUCGAAAAAUGGUUGCAAAAUGCGAAAAUUGUGCCCGAAGAAAUAUUGAGCGUUGUUGUUGAGAAAAUUAGCCAGGAAGCGAAUCUUGAGCUGAAAAAGAAGAUAAACGAAGUUAUUGCAAGUCAAUUGACAUUAAAUGCGGCGACAGCGAAGAAGAGUUUGACAGCGAUGGCUGAGAAGGUUAAACAACUUUAUGAGACAUUUUGCACUUUUGAGACGGCUACUACUUCUUUUGCUGGUGAGCGUUUUGGGGUUUUUUUGCAUAUAAAUUUGUUAGACUAGGGUAUAGUUUAGUCAUUGGACAAUUUUUUGGGUUUUGGAGCUAAAAAAUUGAAUUUUCGAGGUUCUAGAGCGAAACAAUCAGGUUUUCUCGCUCUCAAAACGAAAAAAUUGAAUUUUCCAAUUUCUAGACUGAAAAAAACGACUUUUUCAUCAAAAACUGGGUCUUGGGGCAAUUUUCCAAAUUCUAGACUGAAAACAUCAGAUUUUUCAAGUUCUAGACUGAAAAAAUCGGAUUUUCCUGGUUCUAGAAGUAAAAAAUCGGAUUUUUCAUCAAAAACUGGGUUUUGGGGCAAAAAAUCGAAAAAAAAAUCAGGGUUUUUCGGUCUUGUAACGAAAAAAGCAGGUUUCAUACGUCGCAAAGCCUCGUUUCAAGUCCACCAGUGCACACCCCUAUUUUUGAAAAUUUCUGGCAAAAGGGAUACUCCCCCUCCCCCUUUUUCUUUUUCAUUUUCAGCAUAUAAACUUGACAAUCUACAUUUUUUGAUAAACUUUGAGCUUCAUUUCGGCAAAUAUUCUCAUUUUCACCGCUUUUGAGUCAAAUUUUGAUUCAAAAACUCUAAUUUUUCUAAAACAAAAAAAUACGUUUCAAAAUUUUGAUAUAAUUUAUUUUCAAUUUUUUUCAAUGUUUUGUAUAAGAAAUAGUAAUUUCGAGAAUAGAUCAAAAGUUUUGAUUCAAAACCAAAAUUCUCAAAAUUUGGAUGAACAUUUUGAAAUCAAAAUUCGUGGAAAUUUUAAUCACUCCCAAUAAGUGUUAGAGUACAAAACUCAGAAAAAUUCUUCAAAAUGUUUUCUCAAGUGACAUUCCCUUCCAAAAACUGGGGUGAGUGAUAACCCCUCCUCGGGUCGAUUACCCCACGCAUGCGACGUAUGGCAGGUUUCCUGGUUCUUGACUGAAAAUAUCGGAUUUUCCUGGUUCUAGACUGAAAAAAUCGGAUUUUUCAUCAAAAACUGGGUUUUGGGGUAAUCAUACAUAAAAUAGGUCCCCCGAGUCAGUUUUCAAAGUUAGGGUCCCUCCUUGAAAAUUUUCCAAAGUGAAACACCUUCCUCACAUUUUUGAGGGGAUUUUGGUAAAUUAUCAGCAGAAAAUUGGCCAAUUUAGGCACCCUUCCCUUCAAAUUUUUGAAAAAAGUUAAGCCCCUCACCCCGAUUCUGGGGACCCAAUGGGUCCGACCCAUUUUAUGUAUGGGGGUAAUUUUUCUUGUCCUGGAGCGAAAAAAGCAGGUUUUCCAGAAUCUAGACUGAAAAAAUCGAAUUUUUCUGGUUCUGGACUGAAAAAAUCAGGUUUUCUAGGUCUCGAAACGAAAAAAUCAGAUUUUCUAGGUCUCGGAACGAAAAAAUCUGAUUUUUCUAGUUCUACACUGAAAAAAUAUAAUUUUUCAAUUUCUGGACCAAAAAAAUCGGAUUUUCCUACUCCAAAUUGUUUAAAAAAAAUUUUGUGAAAGUUUUCAAACUGGAAAUUUACAAGAAGAAAAGAAUUUGAAUUUUUCAAAAUUACGAUUUUUUCCCCAAAAAAUUUUUUUUUCGAAGUUUACAGCAAAAAAAAAUAUUUUCCAGACCCACUUGCCACCGAACUUCGUCAAUAUCUUCUCAAAACCCUCGGCCUCGAAAUCUCAAAUGCAAUUCUCUCAUAUUCAACCGGAAUCGAUAAUGCUCAUCAAUUAAAAGAAAAACAACGAGAUGAAACCAUCGAUUCGCUUCCAAAAAUGCUCAAAGAGCCAAUCGCGGCUCUUUUUGCGUCCCUGAAAUCUGAUUCACUUGAAACAUUCCACGAUUCGAUUUAUGAUGCAACUUCUCCAUCAGCAACUUCGAUUUCAUUGAAAAAAGCGGAUAAGAAGAGUCGAAUUGAAAAUGGCGCGAAAAUUUGUGCGGAUUUGAGAGAGCAACUUGAGGCACAAAAUGAGCCGGCAACUGCACUUUUGCUAUCUGUUUUGUAUUUGUUGGCGAAAUCGGGAAGACCAACAAGUGCCAGUGGAAAAUUUGUGUCACAAUUGAUUAGGGAACUGGGUGAAAGUUGUUCGCAGGUAGACUUUUUUUGGUUAAUUGAAUUAGACCACGACCAUUUACUCCAAUAGAAAAUUGCCCCUCGGGUCAGACGAGAGACGACGGGAGUCUGAUGACGUCAUCUAAGACAGAGAAAGACAUCGCUUCGAGAUAUUUUUGAGAAAAUAUGUGUCCCUUUGAAAAAAUACCGUAUUUUGUUUCAAGGAACACAUGUUUUAUUGAAAAUAUCUCGAAGCGAAAUUCAUUUUCGAGAUAUUUUUGCAAAAUACUCUCGUCGUCUCGCGUCUGACUCAACGGGCGCCUUGUAUGGUCGUGAGACAAUAUAGUUAGAUAGGGAAAACAACUAGAUCAUGUGAUUUUGAAAUGAUUUUUGAUUUGAAAACUGGAAUUUGAAGAUCUAAAUCAUGAUUUUCAGCACAAAAUUUUGAUCGAAAAACUUUUUUUUUUCCCAGAGCAAAUUAUUAUUGGAAAAAUUAUAGAAAGGCUGUAAUUUCAAGGAAAUUCAGGAUUUUUUGAAUUUUCUGAAUUAGAUCCUGAUUUUCAGCACAAAACUUUGAUAGGAAAAUAUUUUUCCAGAGAAAAUGAUUUUUUGAUUUUAAAAAUUGAAAUUUGAAUCGGAAAAAUAUAGAAAAUCUCUAAUUUCAAGGAAAUUCACAAUUUUUCGAAUUUUCAGAUGAUUUUCAGCACAAAAUUUUGAUUCAAAACUGAUUUUUUCAGAGCUACCAAAAUGUUGUGCUGAAAAUCGAAUAAAAACAUCAAAGAAAAUGUUUUUUUCAUAAAAUUUUCCCCGAAAAAAAAUUGUCAGAAAUUUCAAAUUCUUGAAUUUGACAUGUUUCAUAUUUCCAGAAUUUCAUUACAAAAUUUCAAUCGAAAACAGUUUUUCAUAGCUUCAUGGGAAAAUUUUGUGCUGAAAAUCAUUUUCAAAAAAGUUUCUGGGCUGAAAAUUCUGGUUUUUCGAAACUAAAAUUGGUUUUUGAAAGAAAAUUCUGAAAAUCGCUUCAUUGUAAAUUUUCAAAUUUACUAGAGUCUAGUUUAGUCACUACUCGAAAUUUUUUACGUGAAUUUAAAAAAAAAUCUGCCUUCCCCGUAUAUUUUUCAAUUUACAAAAAAAAAACAACUCGAAAAUAAGUUUUUUUUUUCAUAUUUCAUAAUUUUUGUGGGAACCUAUUUUUCAUCAAAAUUUGAAUUUUUCGUUGAUUUGUGUGGGAUUUCUACAAGAUUUCUACUCUCUCAAAUUAUUUUCCGCCAAAUCGUUUCGUUUCUAAUUAUACCAUAUCAAUUCCACUUUGUUUUGACCACCCAGGGAACAAAAAACGCCGUUCUUAAUAUGAUAAAGAGAAAAUUCGCAUUUUUUAAAUACAAAAAUUGGUUUUGCAGGAAAUCGUUGAUCUUCUUCAAAGUUGUCAAAAAGGCGUCGUAACUUGCAUCAAAAAUAAGGACGAUGAUGUUUCCAAAGAAAUGUUGGCUGAAGAUUUGCAAAAAUUGAAGAAUCUUAUUUUGGCUUAA